This is a messenger RNA of Vigna radiata var. radiata (mung bean), 237 nucleotides long. Its product is annotated as alcohol dehydrogenase-like 3. The transcript is spliced from 3 exons. Gene Ontology annotation, molecular function: S-(hydroxymethyl)glutathione dehydrogenase [NAD(P)+] activity; zinc ion binding. NCBI's taxonomy places the organism in Eukaryota, Viridiplantae, Streptophyta, Magnoliopsida, Fabales, Fabaceae. The record is from RefSeq and is a predicted model, not a curated record. Bases 1 to 237 code for a protein of 78 amino acids. Gene Ontology annotation, cellular component: cytosol. Gene Ontology annotation, biological process: formaldehyde catabolic process.
AUGAAGCUUCUGAGUAGGAUUGUGGAGAAUGUGGAAGAAGGUGUGAAUGAGAUGAAAGAAGGGGAUUUGGUGGUACUAAUAUUCAAUGGGGAAUGUGGGGAUUGCAAAUAUUACAUGAGUGAGAAGACCAACAAGUGUGAGAGAUGUGGGUACACAGUGUUGGAUUCAGCAUGCGUCGUCAAGAUUCACGCUAAUGGUGAUUGGGACUUCAACCCCUUCACCAAUCACCUUGCUUAG